Salvia hispanica is the source of this 1130-nucleotide messenger RNA. RefSeq names its product cationic peroxidase 1-like. Gene Ontology annotation, molecular function: heme binding; peroxidase activity. The record is from RefSeq and is a predicted model, not a curated record. Lineage: Eukaryota; Viridiplantae; Streptophyta; Magnoliopsida; Lamiales; Lamiaceae. Gene Ontology annotation, biological process: response to oxidative stress; hydrogen peroxide catabolic process.
AUUUACUUAACAAAUUUAAAGUCUCUUGUCUUUGAAACUAAGCUUGAGUAUGGCCGUUCUAGUACCUCAAUGUUGGGCUCGAUUAAUGCUCCUUCUCCUUCUCAUUGGAGUGAGCAAUGCUCAAUUAUCUUCAAAUUUCUAUUCAUCAUCAUGCCCUAACCUCCUUUCCAUCAUUCGAACAGCCGUAAAUUCAGCUGUCUCGAGCGACUCUCGCAUGGGGGCUUCCUUGCUUCGUCUGCAUUUCCAUGACUGCUUUGUCGCGGGGUGUGAUGCAUCGGUUUUACUGGACGAUACGGCGAAUUUCACCGGUGAAAAGACCGCCGGUCCAAACAACAACUCGUUGAGAGGGUUCGAGGUGAUCGACAACAUCAAGACUCAAGUCGAGGCCGCCUGCCCUGGUGUCGUUUCGUGUGCUGAUAUCCUGACCGUAGCUGCCCGAGACGGCGUUGUAGCUCUGAACGGGCCGAGCUGGGCUAUCGCACUAGGAAGAAGGGACUCGACCACUGCAAGUUUGAGCAACGCAAACAGCCAAAUCCCGGGUCCUGGCAAUAACCUUAACGCCCUCAUCACUGCUUUUUCUAACAAAGGCUUCACCGCUAGAGAAAUGGUUGCCCUCUCAGGAUCCCACACAAUAGGUCAAGCAAGGUGCACCACAUUCCGGAACAGGAUCUACAACGAGGCCAACAUAAACGCGACGUUCGCUACCAGCACAAGGGCCAACUGCCCCCGCAGCGGUGGCGACAACACUCUGUCUCCGCUGGACGUCGCCACGCCAAAUGCCUUCAACAACGACUACUACAGAAAUCUCAUCAGCCUCAAAGGCUUGCUCCAUUCCGACCAACAGCUCUUUAAUAAUGGAUCCACCGACGCUCAAGUCAGAGCCUACUCGACCAAUUCGGCUUCGUUUUUCAAUGACUUUGCCGCGGCCAUGGUCAAGAUGACAAACCUUAGCCCCCUUACCGGCACCAACGGCCAGAUCAGGAGGAACUGCAGAAGGACCAAUUAAAAUAGUUUUCACUUUGUUAUGACUUUGUCAUCACUAAAUUUGGAUGUUGUUUGAGGUUUUUCCUCUGUUUUUGAUUUUGUGUUAUUUGAAGUGAUCAAUAAAGAUUGGUGCUAAGUGUUGUUAA